This is a messenger RNA of Folsomia candida, 1625 nucleotides long. RefSeq lists its product as uncharacterized. The transcript has 6 exons. The record is from RefSeq and is a predicted model, not a curated record. NCBI's taxonomy places the organism in Eukaryota, Metazoa, Arthropoda, Collembola, Entomobryomorpha, Isotomidae. The coding region runs from base 145 to 1338 and encodes 397 amino acids.
UCAAUUGAUGCAAAAAGAGAAGGAGAGCUGCAGGGUAGUGAUCCUAGUUUAUGCGUCCCACUUUUUGAACUCCAAACCGGCAAACUAUAAUUGAGUUCUUUUUAGUGUUCUUUUUAGUUUAGUUCAAUUUAAUUGUUGUUCACCAUGAUUAGUGACAGUGAAUUGUUACGAAAAGAACCCAAAGUGGGAGUCGAUCUGUUUGCCUGGAGAGAUGUCAAUGAUGACGUCCAAAUGCAUGUCAUGAUGGAGGAGGAUGUUACAAAGAAUCUUACCCAAAUUUACUUUUCUCUUCUGACUGACCAACACGGGGACAUGAGGGACAUGACCGUAAAUUUAGGACCUGCGCAGGUGUGUCUUAUAGUCAAAACGGAAUCGAUAAUCAGUCAUUUUAAUAGCGACGCUUUGGAUCUCGACGGUUGUAAAGUAAAAGAGCUCGAAGAACAAUAUGGAUGGAAAGUCAACCCAACUUUGACCUAUUCUUUUCACAUCUACUCAGACGAUGCGUGGGUCGCUGACCAACUCAGAUACCGGAUUCGGAGGAAGUUUGGAGUGGUUUGUGCCAAGGCCCCAUACACCGCAGAAGUAGUGUUGGCCAAACAUGCGGAGAAGAUUGAUGAUCAUUUACAAUUUCUCCAUCGUCUUCCUCAAAUUAGAGAGGAUUACUUCAACAACCCUCCUCCUCCUCCUCCAGAUAAACUAAAAAACCCUCGGCCACUCCCACCAUUACAAGGGAGACGUAGUUGUGAGUUAUGUGGUGUAGUUUUAGCAGGGAUCGUGAAUGAGCACUUCAACCAUAUGAAAAACUGUCACUACUCUGGACCAAAUGCAUUACCUUGUGAUCUUUGCCCCUGUACCUUUGCAACACCACCAAGUCGACUAUCUCAUCGAGCCAAGUACCACCCAGGAACAGAACCUCAAAAGAGGAAUACAUUCGGGAUCCCGGAUAUUAAUGAGGACGACGCAGGUAAAUGCGAUGCCCUUAUGAAGCUUAUCCCACUGGAAGAAGGGUCAAAAAAAACCAAAUACAGCUGCAUUUGGGGACAAGAGAGUGGACAAACGUGUGGAAACGUGAACAACGGGUUGAUUUCUUCUCGUGAACACGCCUGUACACAUUUGGGACUAAAACCGCACACCUGCCCUGCACCAGAAUGCAAUUUUUCCUCUUCAUUUUACAAGAGCACUGUCCGACAUUACAAAGAUCGACAUCAAAGAGAAGAAGAACCAGAGGGCAAGGGCUCUAAGGAACAUGAUGCGAAUGAAGAUGAUGAUGAUGAUGCAGGUGAUGAACCCCCAGAGAAAAAGACAAAAUCUUCAGCUCAACCACGAAAAUUGGACUAACAACAAAUAGACUCCUUGAUUACUUUUAAAUACAUACAGUUCAUCAUAAUAUUUUUAUUAAUUCAAAGCCUGGAAACAUAUUUCAGUUUACAUCAGUUUUCCAUCCCAUCAAUAUUUUUUGAAUUCCAUGCCAUCGGGGGGACUAAUUUCAACUCGUUUCUUCCCAACCUCUUCCCAGUUAGUACUUAAGACUGUUCCACCAGACUCUUGCUGCAAGAAGCAUUUACUUAGUUUAGAUUUUUGUUGUCGACUAAUUCAAAUAUAAACAAAAUAACUUUUACCAUUGA